Molecule: messenger RNA, 1320 nt
Organism: Haemonchus placei
Lineage: Eukaryota; Metazoa; Nematoda; Chromadorea; Rhabditida; Trichostrongylidae
Source: the annotation of a GenBank genome assembly
UUCCAUUUGGAAUCGGCUGGGAAUGUGAUAUUUUGCAAAGAAAAUGAUUCUCUUCACAUGAGGGGAAUGGUAUCGAAAGUGGCGAAGGCUAUGAAGCACAAUGGAGCUCUGGCUAUCGCCCAGUUAUCUCAUGCUGGACGACAAACGCCAAGACUGGUGAACCCACAUCCGUCCUCAUGCUCUGAUGUACAACUGAAAGUGCCUCAACAUAUAGUGGGCUUCGGGCGUCCCAUUCCUCUGACUGAGCAGCAAGUGAAGACAGAAGUGGUGGAUCGAUUCGUGUUUGCUGCGAAAUUAGCUCGAGACUGUGGAUUUGAUGGUGUCCAACUCCACGGAGCGCAUGGCUACCUUCUGUCAUCCUUCAUGUCUCCAGCCACGAAUAAUCGGACUGAUAAAUAUGGUGGAUCAGCUCAGAACAGAAUGAGGGUGAUUCGUGAAAUUUUCGAGGAGAUAAGGAAGGAAAUUUCUGCGGUUACCGGUUUUCUGGUCGGAAUUAAGAUGAAUACAAUUGAAUUGAACGAGAAGGGUCUCAAUGUAGAAGAAGCGAAGGUACUAUGUGGAAUAAUUGAGAGUAUCGGCUUCGAUUUUGUGGAGUUGUCGGGAGGAACACUGGAAAGGAAUGCGUUCAUACAUAAAACCGAUUUGGACCAAAAACGGGAGGCCUUUUUCAUCAGUUUCGCUGAAAAGGGUAUGGUCAACGCGAUUCAAGAAGGGGCAACUGAUGGCAUAGGAUUGGGAAGACCAAUAACCGCGGAACCAGAUUUACCAGCUAAAUUCUUCCGCAAAGAAUGUUUUUCUACUGCUGAUUCGAAACUGAACCAGAACGACUUCUUCAUGACACUUCUGGCCAGCCAAGCUCAGAUGGGACAGAUGGGUAAAAAGCCAUUCGCUGAACAGAAUAGCAUUUGUGAAGGAAUCGCUGAUCUAAGCCAUCCUGAUGAAGCCAUGAACUUCAAAGAAGCUGCCAUUUUGCACGUUAAUAAGCUCAAGGAAACCGCAAAAAGGAAUGAACCAUUUCAUGGUAGGAUCCAUUCUCGCAUUCCGGCCUCGCAUGUGGAUGUUGGCAUUCUCGGGCAGCCACUGACAUUUCGAAGCGGUCGCACGGCGCAGAACAGAUUUCUCAAAGCCGCUCUAACAGAGCGAAUAAGCACAUGGGACGCCAAAGAUCCGUCAAAACGUGGAGUCCCCACUCAAGAGCUCAUAAAUCUGUACGACAAAUGGGGCCACGGAAAAUUCGGCGUUACUCUCACUGGCAAUGUUUGUGUGGAGCCGGUUCGUUUCGACUUCUCUUUACCAGCUAUCUGUCAGGAUUCUGUUUAG